GAGCAGCAGGCAGCUCCGCGCUCGCACUCCGUCUCAGCCACCCCACCGCGCUCGUGUCUUUGCUCCCGACGCUGCCUAAGGGCCCCUCGCCACUGCCACCAUGGACGCCAUCAAGAAGAAGAUGCAGAUGCUGAAGCUCGACAAAGAGAACGCCUUGGAUCGAGCCGAGCAGGCGGAGGCUGACAAGAAGGCGGCAGAAGAUCGGAGCAAGCAGCUCGAGGAGGACAUCGCAGCGAAAGAGAAGCUGCUGCGGGCGUCGGAGGACGAGCGGGACCGGGUGCUAGAGGAGCUGCACAAGGCGGAGGACAGCCUCCUGGCUGCAGACGAGACCGCCGCCAAGCUGGAAGAUGAGCUGGUGUCACUGCAAAAGAAACUCAAGGGCACUGAAGAUGAACUGGACAAAUACUCUGAGGCUCUCAAAGAUGCCCAGGAGAAGCUGGAGCUGGCGGAGAAAAAGGCCACAGAUGCUGAAGCCGAUGUAGCUUCUCUGAAUAGACGCAUCCAGCUGGUUGAGGAGGAGUUGGAUCGUGCUCAGGAGCGUCUGGCCACAGCUCUGCAGAAGUUGGAGGAAGCUGAGAAGGCCGCAGAUGAGAGUGAGAGAGGCAUGAAAGUCAUUGAAAGCCGAGCCCAAAAGGAUGAAGAAAAGAUGGAAAUUCAGGAGAUCCAGCUGAAAGAGGCCAAGCACAUUGCUGAAGAUGCUGACCGCAAAUAUGAAGAGGUGGCCCGUAAGCUGGUCAUCAUUGAAAGUGACCUGGAACGUGCAGAGGAGCGGGCUGAGCUCUCAGAAGGCAAAUGUGCCGAGCUUGAAGAAGAGUUGAAAACGGUGACGAACAACUUGAAGUCACUGGAGGCUCAGGCUGAGAAGUACUCGCAGAAGGAAGACAAGUACGAGGAGGAGAUCAAGGUCCUUUCCGACAAGCUGAAGGAGGCUGAGACCCGGGCUGAGUUUGCUGAGAGAUCAGUAACUAAAUUGGAGAAGAGCAUCGAUGACUUAGAAGAGAAAGUGGCUCAUGCCAAAGAAGAGAACCUUAGUAUGCACCAGAUGCUGGACCAGACCUUACUGGAGCUAAACAACAUGUGAGAGCCUCCUUAGCCGCGGCCACACCCCUUCAUUCCCCUGUCAUUGUUUUCUUUCAUUUUCAAACACCCGCUUACCAGGAAACUCCUUUGACGCGUUUUUAUAUACUUUUAACCACUGUCACCAAAACAUCUGCAAAGAGCCAACUAGGGCAGGGGGUGGGGAAAGACACACAGAAAGGCAAGCCCAGGUUGGGGCCCUUAUCACUUAAACGUGCCAUUUCCCAGGAUGAUCUUGCCACACUUCUUAGCGUUUUAGGCAUGCGGUUUGCUUAGCCAGGGUAGGAAGCCUCACGGAACCAGAAAGAUUUCCAGUCAGAGUGCCAAGGUAGAGUCACCAAGAAGACUGAUGUUGGAGACAAUCGGGUGCGGAUUGGUGCUACUUUAAGCAAAAGGACCCCUGAGGGUCUUUUGUUCAAUAUUAUACAAUUUAGACCUCCGUCCAACACUAAUUUAUUUUCAGUUUUACUGCAAGACAAGACUAUGGUUUCUUAUGCCUGUCUUCAUAAAAGUCAAGGGUCUGGAAGCCACACUGGUCUUUUAAGAGUCCCUUUCCUUCCCAACUGACACACCUGCAGCCCCUUCCAGCUCAGCAGGGAGAGCAUUCCAUGGGGAUUGCCCCUCUUUGCAGUUCUCCAUGUCAGGGUGAGAGAUCUAGGCACUACGUACAUAAUUGGUAAAGAAACGGCAUUUUCUUAAGAGUUAUAACUAUAUGUAAACAUUGUAUAAUGAUACGGAAUAAAAUGCACAUUGUAGGACAUUUUCUAAA
Molecule: messenger RNA, 1846 nt
Organism: Myodes glareolus (Bank vole)
Lineage: Eukaryota; Metazoa; Chordata; Mammalia; Rodentia; Cricetidae
Gene: Tpm1
Product: tropomyosin 1
Source: RefSeq, a predicted model, not a curated record